This is a messenger RNA of Heterocephalus glaber (naked mole-rat), 2998 nucleotides long. RefSeq names its product p21 (RAC1) activated kinase 4 (gene Pak4). NCBI's taxonomy places the organism in Eukaryota, Metazoa, Chordata, Mammalia, Rodentia, Bathyergidae. Gene Ontology annotation, molecular function: protein serine/threonine kinase activity; ATP binding. The record is from RefSeq and is a predicted model, not a curated record. Gene Ontology annotation, biological process: protein phosphorylation.
CCACCUUACAGCAGCCUCUCUGGCCACAUCCUCACACCUGGCCAUCUUGGGACCUUCACCCUGGCGCUUCCCACUGCCCAGCUGUUCCUCCUGCAGUGCCACGUGGCCCGCUUGGGUCUGUGCUCAGGUGCUUCCCCUUGAUGCACCCUGGCUGCUACUUUCCUGAAAAUGGCACUCUUGCCUUGCCCCAGCACCUCCUGAGCGAGACUUCAUUUCCUCCACACACCACCUGCUGAUGUGCAGACCUCCUGAUGCUGCUCGCCUUGGCUACCUCUUUCCCUGGCAUGAGCUCCCAGGGCCAGGACACUUCUGGCCAUCUCACCCACUGCUGAAGCCCUGGCCUGGCCAAGCCUGCCUCAGUAAUUGUCUACAGGCCAAUCGCUCAAGGAUGAGUAACUCAAAGCCUGAAGAGGAGACAUUACCUGCCUGAGGGCACUUCUAGCCCAGCCAGCCUCAAAGCAGCGCCCUCGAGUGCAGAGGCCCAGGCACCAUGUUUGGGAAGAGGAAGAAGCGAGUGGAGAUUUCAGCGCCCUCCAACUUUGAGCACCGCGUACACACAGGCUUCGACCAGCACGAACAGAAAUUCACAGGGCUGCCACGUCAAUGGCAGAGCCUGAUUGAGGAGUCGGCUCGCCGGCCCAAGCCCCUCGUGGACCCCGCCUGCAUCACCUCCAUCCAGCCUGGGGCCCCCAAGACCAUCGUGCGGGGCAGCAAAGGUGCCAAGGAUGGGGCCCUCACGCUGCUGCUGGAUGAAUUUGAGAACAUGUCGGUGACACGCUCCAACUCCCUGCGGAGAGACAGCCCACCACCCCCCGCCCGUGCCCGCCAGGAGAACGGGGUGCCAGAGGAGCAGGCUGCUGCGGCCAGAGUGGGCCCGGACAAGGCCGGCGGCCGAGGCCGGGUCACCGCUCACAGUGAGGCUGGCAGUGGUGACAGGCGGCGGGUGGGCCCAGAGAAGAGGCCCAAGUCCUCCAGGGAGGGCCCAGGAGGCCCCCUGGAGUCCUCCAGAGACAAGCGCCCCCAAUCUGGGCCUGAUGUCAGCACCCCCCAACCUGCCGGUCUGGCCAGAGAGGCAAAACUGGUGGCCAACCGGCCCUUUAACACGUACCCACGGGCCGAUACAGACCACCCGUCCCGGGGCACCCAGGGGGAGCCUCCCAGCAUGGCCCCCAAUGGGCCAUCCGUGGGGGGCCUGGCCGCCCCACAGUCUUCUUCCUCCCGGCCUCCCGCCCGAGGCCGAGGUGCCCCCAGCCCUGGAGUGCUGGGCCCCCAUGCCUCUGAGCCCCAGCUGGCCCCUCCAGCCCGCACCCUUGCUGCCCCUGCUGCGCCCCCAGCCCCUGGUCCCCCUGGUCCCCGCUCACCACAGCGGGAGCCCCAGCGAGUGUCCCACGAGCAGUUCCGGGCUGCCCUGCAGCUGGUGGUGGACCCAGGGGACCCCCGCUCCUACCUGGACAACUUCAUCAAGAUCGGCGAGGGCUCCACAGGCAUCGUGUGCAUUGCCACUGUGCGCAGCUCGGGCAAGCUGGUGGCCGUCAAGAAGAUGGACCUGCGCAAGCAGCAGCGGCGCGAGCUGCUCUUCAACGAGGUGGUGAUCAUGCGGGACUACCAGCACGAGAAUGUGGUGGAGAUGUACAACAGCUACCUGGUGGGGGAUGAGCUCUGGGUGGUGAUGGAGUUUCUGGAGGGUGGCGCCCUCACUGACAUCGUCACCCACACCAGGAUGAACGAGGAGCAGAUCGCUGCCGUGUGCCUGGCUGUGCUGCAGGCCCUGUCUGUGCUCCACGCCCAAGGCGUCAUCCACCGGGACAUCAAGAGUGACUCCAUCCUGCUGACCCACGACGGCAGGGUGAAGCUGUCCGACUUCGGGUUUUGUGCCCAGGUGAGCAAGGAAGUGCCACGGAGGAAGUCACUGGUGGGCACGCCCUACUGGAUGGCCCCAGAGCUCAUCUCCCGUCUUCCCUAUGGGCCAGAGGUGGACAUCUGGUCGCUGGGGGUAAUGGUGAUCGAGAUGGUGGAUGGGGAGCCUCCCUACUUCAAUGAGCCACCCCUCAAAGCCAUGAAGAUGAUUCGGGACAACCUCCCACCACGACUGAAGAACCUACACAAAGUGUCACCAUCUCUGAAGGGCUUCCUGGACCGCCUGCUGGUUCGAGACCCGGGCCAGCGUGCCACAGCGGCCGAGCUGCUGAAGCACCCGUUCCUGGCCAAGGCGGGGCCGCCCUCCAGCAUCGUGCCCCUCAUGCGCCAGAACCGCACCAGAUGAGGCCAGCGCACUGGCCCUGCACCAAAGAGCCCCUGGUCGCCUGCCCUGCCAGAUGCCAGUAGGGGCAUGUGGCGCGCUCCUCCCAGCCUUCGAGACACUCCGUGCAGCACCGCCCUCCUCUCAGGGUCUUCUCGGGUCCCUACUACUGAACUCUGGCUUUGAUUUUGUGACUGUACAAACAGACUCACGGGAGCACUGAGACUCCUGGGACCCACCCUGGGACAGGCCCUCCUGGGUACUCCUGUCCCCGGGAAAGAGGGCGGCCCACACAUCACUGGAAAUCUGCAAUUGGGUCGACAGGUGGAGAGAACACUAUGAAAAGGGUGUGCGUGUGUGCAGUGUGUGCGUACGCACCAAAAGCCCGAAUGCUCUGUCCUCAGCCGGUAGGUGUGUGUCCCUGGGGCCUUGCCGGGCAUCCAGCCCCUGGCCCCGAGGCAAUGUGGGGGUCCCUCAUGAAUGUCUGAAGAGUGGCCUUUUCCUGGAGCCCUGCACACCCCUUCUGUGGCUGGAGGGAGCUGGGUUGGGCUUCCCCACCCCAGCCUCUGCAGCAAUGACUACUGCACCUGGACAGCCUCCAUUUUCUAGAAGUCUAUUUAUAUUGUCAUUUUAUAACACUAGCCCUGCCCCCACCUGGGGAUAGGGAACCCCUGUCCUAUGGGGUGGCUCAGGGCAGAGCCACUGCUUGAAAACUCAGGUUCUGCCCUGGCAGCACAUCCCUGCCCCACCCAACCCUCC